UACCACAAAGCCUGAUAAUCCGAAACCCUAACGAACUUCCAUCCCCUCUUUUAAAAGACGAUGAUUCUAGGGUUUUGAGUUCUUUGCCUACACACUCAAUACUCUCCGCCGAUCGUAUUUUGCGAUCGAGAGUGGAACGGAAAGAUGCCGGCCGGACAUGGAUUGAGGUCAAGGACUAGGGAUUUGUUCGCAAGAGGAUUCAGGAAGAAGGGUACCAUUCAUCUCUCCACAUAUCUCAGAACUUAUCACGUCGGAGAUUAUGUCGAUGUCAAGGUGAACGGCGCCAUUCACAAAGGUAUGCCUCAUAAGUUCUACCACGGCCGUACCGGCCAGGUAUGGAACGUCACCAAGCGCGCCAUUGGUGUCGAAAUGAACAAGCAGGUUGGAAACAGGAUCAUCAAGAAGAGGAUUCAUGUCCGAAUUGAGCAUGUGAUGCCAUCAAGGUGCACUGAAGAGUUCAAAAAUCGGGUAAAGAAGAAUGAUGUUUUAAAGGCAGAAGCAAAGGCUAAGGGUGUGGUAAUUAGUACUAAAAGGCAACCUUUGGGACCCAAACCAGGGUUUAUGGUUGAAGGAACUACUCUAGAGACUGUUACUCCCAUUCCUUAUGAUGUUGUCAAUGAUCUUAAAGGUGGGUAUUAAGUUUAAACUUUGUUGGGGUUUUGUUUAUUUUUGUUUUGAUACAUUUGGAAACAUUAAAACCGGUAUUUUGUUUUCUUGUUCUUUAUCUAUAAUUUAGAGUCAUGUUUGCUAUGUUAGAGAUUUGAAAUGAGUUAUGGUUAUAAGAUACAUCUUUGAUUUAUUUUGUUUUGUGGGCA
This is a messenger RNA of Lactuca virosa, 815 nucleotides long. The record is from the annotation of a GenBank genome assembly. NCBI's taxonomy places the organism in Eukaryota, Viridiplantae, Streptophyta, Magnoliopsida, Asterales, Asteraceae.